This is a messenger RNA of Malassezia japonica, 681 nucleotides long. RefSeq names its product Mitochondrial import inner membrane translocase subunit tim23 (gene TIM23). The record is from RefSeq and is a predicted model, not a curated record. Gene Ontology annotation, molecular function: transmembrane protein transporter activity. The transcript has a single exon. Gene Ontology annotation, biological process: protein import into mitochondrial matrix. Bases 1 to 681 code for a protein of 226 amino acids. Lineage: Eukaryota; Fungi; Basidiomycota; Malasseziomycetes; Malasseziales; Malasseziaceae. Gene Ontology annotation, cellular component: mitochondrial inner membrane; TIM23 mitochondrial import inner membrane translocase complex.
AUGUGGCCCUUCUCCUCGCAGAAAGAGAGCUCCGCGCCUGCUGCUGCGCCUGCGCAGGAUUCCAGCGCAACGGAAUACCUGCGCAGCCACUCGUUUGAACAGCCGCAAGAGACUGCGCCCACCGAGGCGCCGACCGCUGCGAGUCUCUUGCACAACACGGCGCUGGACCCCGCCAAGCUGCACCCCCUCGCGCACAUCCGCGAGGACGAUCUCGAGUACCUGGACAUUGAGGACGACAGGCCCAACACUCUCGAGGGUGCGCGGACCGCGCUGCCGAGCCGCGGCUGGAGCGACGACCUGUGCUACGGCACCGGCACGACCUACCUCGGUGGCCUGACGGUCGGUAGCUUGAUGGGCCUGCGUGAGGGCCUUACGCGCCCGCUCGGCAUCGACUCGCCGACUUUCCGCCUGCGCAUGAAUGCGGUGCUGAACCAGGUCACCCGCCGCAGCACCUUUAUUGGCAACAGCGCGGGUGUGAUUGCCAUGACAUACAACCUCUUUGAUGCGUCCAUCGACGCCCUGCGUGGCAAGCACGACAUCUACGGCAGCAUGGCCUCGGGUGCGCUCAGCGGCGCGCUCUUCCGGUGCACCGCCGGCCCGCGUGCGAUGCUCGUCUCGAGCUCGAUCAUGGUCGGCAUCGCGGCCACAUGGACGGGCGCCAAGAAGGCGUUCCUCGAGUAA